AUGCCUGCUUGGGAUGGCGAUUCCUUGCCGCUGGAGGAUGCCAAUACUCAUAAGCAAGUCUUCGUUAUCAACCGUGCUCUGCUGCAAGAGCAACGAUCUUCAGAUCCACCAGAUGUGGCAAUCAUCGACGUACGCAGCAACCGGGAAAGAAGAAGACCAGAAGUACUUCCAAGAAUGCCGAACGGCCUAUCGGAACUGGUUUUCCGCGUCCAAGACCUUUUGUGCAACGACCAAUGUGGCGACCACACAAGAGGGAGCAGCACGAGCAAGGGCGGUGGCAACAACAGCUCCUCACUGCCAUCUCUUCCUAUUUACACACUUCGUUCACGAGCCUUUGCUUCCCCAGAAUCCUCUCAUGAGUUCGGAAGUGCGAGUAUCGGACUAGCAGGAUGGCUGCUCGAAUAUGCGGCUCUCUUUUCGCUCUUAACUCCGGCCGGCACUUCGCGUGUACCGAUUGAGUUGAAGCGCUUAUCGUCUUCGUUGUCGCAGCCAUGCGAAGCCGCUCAAGAUGGCGAACAGGCGUUCAAGGGACCUUCCCCAGGAGAAUCAAUAGACAGCUACGGUAACAAUCUAGGAGAGGAGGACUUGAUUCUCUUCCGCAGCAAGCUGAUUCUCGCCGCUGUGGCUGCCGAGCCGGAGGACAUCGACGUGAUGGCAUUCAGCAUACCCACUUGCUGUCUUUCCGAUGCUGCUCGCUGUCUUGGCCUGGUUUCCGAUGACGAUGGCGAUGCUGAGCCAGGGCAAAGGAUCGCAUCCAAAUUAAGGAGGACGUUUCAAAGACGUCUCGAGCUGCAUCAACAGCAGAAGCGGGGACAGGGAAAGCGCUCAUGGCUGCAAGGGGCGACGAUACGUGUCGACCUAUCCACGCAAAAAUUGCCGCUUGUCGCGCUCUGA
This is a messenger RNA of Tilletiaria anomala UBC 951, 894 nucleotides long. RefSeq lists its product as uncharacterized. The record is from RefSeq and is a predicted model, not a curated record. The transcript has a single exon. The coding region runs from base 1 to 894 and encodes 297 amino acids. NCBI's taxonomy places the organism in Eukaryota, Fungi, Basidiomycota, Exobasidiomycetes, Georgefischeriales, Tilletiariaceae.